AAAUUUUUAUUGACUUUUUUGUAAACAAUCGUAGUUUUUCAUAAUAAAAAGGCAAUUAAAGAUAAUUGUCAUUAUAAUUUAAUGGUAUAUAAUAUUCCAUAAAAUUUUACAACAGUUCUGAUAAGAACCAUUCUUAUUUGAAGGUCGGAAUGUGGAUUUGUAGCUUUUGUACAUUGAUCACACUGGUUGUAUUACAUAAAAAGAAAAAAUACAAAAUCAGUUGAUUUUAAACCUUCGCUGUGAUGGGACCACUAGUUGGAGCUAUAGACGAAGGCACUUCAAGUGCUAGAUUCCUUUUGUUUAAAGCCGGCACACCAGAAGUAGUAGCGUCUCACCAAAUAGAGCUAUCCUCUAUUUACCCUCAAGAAGGAUGGGUAGAGCAAGAUCCUUUGGAGAUUCUGUCCGUUGUAGAAGCAUGCAUAGAGAAAACGAUAGACAAGCUUAUCACGUUGGGUGGAAGUGUUGAUGAUAUCGUUUCUGUAGGGAUUACAAAUCAAAGGGAGUCUACUGUAUUAUGGGAUAGGCAGACGGGGGAACCUUUGUACAAUUCCAUUGUUUGGCUGGAUGUAAGGACUUCUUCUACAGUCGAUAGUUUGUUAAAUAAAGUUCCAAACAAAACGAGAAAUAAGAAUUACUUAAAACCUCUUUGUGGCCUUCCUCUGUCUCCAUAUUUUAGUGCUGUGAAGGUUAAAUGGUUACAGGAGAAUAUUCCCAAAAUACGCAGUUCUAUGGCUGCAGGAAACUGCAUGUUCGGCACUAUCGAUUCGUGGUUGAUUUGGAACUUAACAGGCGGUAUUAAUGGAGGCGUUCAUGUCACCGAUGUUACGAACGCAUCAAGAACCAUGUUGAUGAACAUCGAUACGCUUAAAUGGGACCCUGUACUUAUAAACUUCUUCGAUAUUCCUAGCAAUAUUUUGCCCUCUAUACGCUCCAGCUCGGAGGUUUAUGGAAAUAUUAUGAAAAGGUCGUUGAAAGGAGUUAAAUUGGCUGGAUGUCUUGGUGAUCAACAAUCAGCACUCGUUGGACAGCAAUGCCUUAUUCGAGGACAGGCUAAAGCUACCUAUGGUACUGGCUGUUUUCUUCUCUAUAAUACCGGAAACGCGAAAGUAAGUAGCUCUCAUGGGCUAUUGACAACAAUCGCCUACAAAUUUGGCCCCGACACACCCGCAGUUUAUGCUUUAGAAGGUUCAGUUGCCAUAGCUGGGGCCGCUAUGAACUGGCUGAGAGACAAUUUGACGCUACUCCCCAGCUUUGGAGAUGCCCAACAGAUCGCCGAGAAGGCUGCGGGUAUAGAAGGAGGGGAUGUUUACUUCGUACCGGCGUUUAGUGGAUUGUAUGCUCCAUAUUGGCAGCAGGAAGCUAGAGGUGUCAUAGUUGGAAUAUCUGAGGAUACAGAAUCGUCCCAUAUCGUAAAAGCCACUUUAGAGGCAGUUUGUUAUCAAACAAGAGAUAUUUUAGAAGCAAUGAACAGUGACUAUGGUUCCCCUUUAUCAGUUUUGCAGGUUGAUGGUGGUAUGACAGCCAAUCCCCUCCUGAUGCAGAUGCAGGCAGAUCUAGCAGGAAUAACAGUGUUAAAACCGACUAUGGCGGAAAGUACAGCUCUAGGAGCAGCGAUGGUUGCAGGGGCAGCUGUUGGAGUGUGGGAUUUGAACAAAUCCCUGGACAUCCCCGCGGUAAAAUGGACGGCCAAGUCUACGGAGAAUGAACGGGACGUCAGGUAUUCCAAGUGGAAGAUGGCAGUGGAACGAGCUAUGGGAUGGGACAUGUCUGUAUAGCGACGAUGAAGUAUCCAAUGUGGAAGAUUAAUAAGGAAAAUUUAAAAAAAAAAUCAUCUAUUUGCUAGUAAAAGACAUUACAUUGACAAAAUAGCACAGAUUUUAUUGUGCCAAAUCAUGAAUAAGCUUAUCAAGCAUUGACGACGAAUGUUAUUGCAGUAUAUAGUUUAUUUCUUUUAAACUUGUGGUGUCAUAAGCACUGGUAUCAUUUGUUAUCAUCAACAAAUUUUGUCUCGUUUACUAGUCCACGACAACGAAAAGUCGAAUUAAGAUUACGCCCGUUAUAGUCUAAGAGCUAGAGCCGAAAAAUCAUCGUCAUAAGUAAUAUGGAGUUUGGCAUGUGAAAUGUGUCUAUUGUAUAUUGAUAAUUAUGACCCCUUUCAGGCUGACACCUCAGUGGAUACAGGAAGUGGCAAUAAGGGAUGAAAGGGGAAAGUUAGUGUAGUCUUUAAAGGUUUUCACCUCCUAUUUUGUUAAACCUCCAUCGAUUUGCAUGAAAAUUGGUGACUAGUUAGAGCAUACCUCAAGAAAUAAAACUGAUUUGGUGCCAACUUGCACUUUUACCCUGGGGGGUGGAUACCACCUCUUCUCGGGGGUGAAAACUAUUUUAUUAAAAAUAACCCCACAAAUCGAUAGAGGGACAAAUUAUAAGUGAAAUUUGUUAUAUCAUGUUAUUAAAAUAAAUCAAUACUUUUUGAGUUAUUAAAGAUCAAAGAUUUGUCUGUUUAAGAGCAUAUGCGUGAAGUUACGGAUGAUAAAAAGAACAUAUUAAUUAAUUUUAUGUUACUAAAAUAUUAUUUUUAUAUUAUGUAUUUCGAUAUUAUAAAUUUAGCAAAAGUGUAUUCGAAUGUCAAAUGUACCCAUUAUUGGACACUCCCAGUUUCUGGACAUAUUCAGUUUAUAUUGACAGAAAAAAUUCAAUUAAAUAUCGAAAUAAUAUAAAAAUAAUAUUUUACUAACAUACAAUUAAUUAAUAUGUUCUUUUUAUCAUCCGUAACUUCACGCAUAGCCUCUUAAAUAGACAAAUCUUUGAUCUUUAAUAACUCAAAAAGUAUUGAUUUAUUUUAAUAACAUGAUAUAACAAAUUUUACUUAAAAUUUGCCCCUCUAUCGAUAUGUGGGGUUAUUUUUAAUAAAAUUGUUUUCACCCGCGGGAAGGGGUGGUAUUCACCACUAGGGUAAAAGUGCAAGUUGGCACCAAAUCAGUUUUAUUUCUUGAGGUAUGCUCUAACUAGUCACCAAUUUUCAUGCAAAUCGAUGGAGGUUUAACAAAAUAGGAGGUGAAAACCUUUAAUGACUACACUAACUUUCCCCUUUCAUCCCUUAUUGCUACUUCCUGUAUCUACUGGGGUGUCAGCCUGAAAGGGGUCAUAAUUGUCAAUAUACAAUGGACACAUUUCACAGGAAAGACUCCAUAUUACUUAUGACGAUGAUUUUUCGGCUCUAGCUCUCCGUCUAUUAGAGUUAUCUGGUUAAUAGAGGCGAAAAGAAAAUCGUUUUCGAACUUUGAGAUUAAAUACAUUCAAUUUUAAAGAUUGAUGUUUAAUAAAUUAUAUUUCUAACAUACCAAAGUUUGGAUCAGUAAUUUGGUGUUACAAAUCCUAGUAAUCAAAAACCUUUUCAUCUUUGCUAUCUGCUUUUCCCAGCAACUAUUUUAGUCCUAAAUUUGGCAACAUUGCUUAUUAAAUAGUUUUAACGUCACCAUUACAUGUAAUAAAUGAAUUAUAUACUGGAGAAAUGUGAUUGUUUUAAAAACAGUUUUAAAGCACAAAAGUUAAUAUUUUGGAAUAUUAUUAAAAUGCGUAAAAAAAUUUAUAAAAAACUUCAACAAAUUAUUUAAAGAUGUUUUGACUAUCUUUUUGUUUUUGUUUAUUUUUAUUCAAAAGAUUGUUUUCGGAAGUAUUAUUGUUGUUAAAUAUUUUUGUUUGGAAAAUGUGAUACUAUAAUUAGAAAUAAAUAAAGUGAUUGUGUUGUUU
Molecule: messenger RNA, 3750 nt
Organism: Diabrotica virgifera virgifera (western corn rootworm)
Lineage: Eukaryota; Metazoa; Arthropoda; Insecta; Coleoptera; Chrysomelidae
Gene: Gk1
Product: glycerol kinase
Exons: 7
Coding region: 243-1775 (510 amino acids)
Biological process (GO): triglyceride metabolic process; glycerol-3-phosphate biosynthetic process; glycerol metabolic process
Cellular component (GO): mitochondrion
Molecular function (GO): glycerol kinase activity
Source: RefSeq, a predicted model, not a curated record